Conger conger (European conger) is the source of this 3771-nucleotide messenger RNA. RefSeq names its product insulin-like growth factor 2b (gene igf2b). Bases 98 to 751 code for a protein of 217 amino acids. The record is from RefSeq and is a predicted model, not a curated record. NCBI's taxonomy places the organism in Eukaryota, Metazoa, Chordata, Actinopteri, Anguilliformes, Congridae. Gene Ontology annotation, cellular component: extracellular region. The transcript is spliced from 4 exons. Gene Ontology annotation, molecular function: hormone activity; growth factor activity.
GACAGCCUCACACAACAUCUCUAUUGCCGCAACCCGGGAUCUACUUUAACUGCAACUUCACUACCAAAUACAAUUAAAAUAUACGGCAACCACGAAUAUGGAGGACCAACAAAGAUACGGCUACCAUUCUUUUUGUCAUACCUGCUCAAGAACAGAAAACAGAAGAAUUAAGAUCAGAAAGAUGCCCGCUUCCAGUCGAGCGCUGAUGUUCACCAUGGCUUUGGCACUGUAUUUCGUUGAACUGGCCUCAGCCGAGACGUUGUGUGGCGGAGAACUGGUAGACGCGCUGCAAUUCGUAUGUGGAGACAAUGGGUUCUAUUUCAGUAGGCCCACCAGCCGGGGAAACAGCCGGCGGCCCCAGAAAGGGAUCGUGGAGGAGUGCUGCUUCCGGAGCUGUGACCUGAUGCUGCUGGAGCAGUACUGUGCCAAGCCCACCAAGUCCGAGCGGGACGUCUCGGCCUCCUCGCUGCACGUCCUCCCCGUGCUGCCCACGCUGACCAGGGAUGUCCCAAGAAAGCCUUUGACCGGGAAGUAUUCCAAAUAUGAGGUGUGGCAGCGGAAGGCAGCCCAGAGGCUGAGGAGAGGGAUCCCCGCGGUGCUUAGGGGCAGGAAACUCCGGCGGCAGGGAGACAUGGCCAGGGCCCAGGAGCAGGCCCAGUCCCACCGACAUCUGAUCACCCUUCCCGCCCGGCUCCCGAAAGCCCUGCCCCCCACGGAACACCGACAGCAGCACCAGGCCAGCCGCAAAUGAAGUUAGGAUUGUUUGCGCGGACAAAAAAAAAAAUAAUACAAAAAAAAAUCGACAAAAAAAAAAACAUCUGGAAGAGGAGGAAAAAGGACAAGGGGGAUUAUAGCUUUGUUCCUGGCAUCAUUCUGUGGCAGUCUUCCCUCCGUUCAGACACACAGUCACACACACACACCGACCCGUCCCUCACACACAACACACACCCCAAACAGUUAAAACAAUAAGAGUUAACAGUCGGACUGAAAUUCAGGUGGAUUCUAAUAAAGGAAAAGAAAAAGAAGAGGAGGGAAGAUGAAGGAGAUUUACAGCUUGGCAUACACUGAAGAGGCACAGCAGAGUGGUUCUCGCUGGGGAAGACUUCAUUCCAUGCCAAUUUCCUGAGAAAAAGGCCAUCUCUUUCUUAGUUUGUUUCUUAUUAGUUUGCACCUGUAACUGUUAAGAGGGAAAUCCACACUGUUAAGGAAUUGUUUUGUUAAAAUUAGAUUCCUGUUCCAGCACCUUUUUGAUCACAAACAAAAAAAAAGCAGAGGAAAACGUCUGCAAAUUGCACAUCGCCACGGAUUACUUCAAAGUUCUUGUUUCUAAGUAAAAGAGAAAAAAAGGCACUAUUUUUUUAUGAACAAUGAACGUGUAGCUCAAAAACAAAUGUCAUGGUGCUACCUUUAGGAAAGGACUUAAAGGGGAGGAAGUUUGAAAAAAGCAUGUUUUUCUUUGAAUAAUUAUUAAAACUUUCCGUUUUAGAGAAAGUGAGACUUUGAAAAAAGAAAAAAAAGGAAAAGAAUUGCUUGUUUCUGGCAGUAGGAAACUGGGAUGUCACUGCACGCAGUGAUGGUGGCUGUACAAUGACGUAGCAGGUCGAUGCAGAGUAUGGUCUGCAGUCAGAGUCCUGUCGUGGUGCAGAGAAAGUGGGGAAAUCUGGAGAAAGCAAAAGCACGAGGUGGACUUCCUGGAACACAGGCCUACUUCCUGUUUGUGCAUAAACACUGUCCUGUGCCCAAGACACUGAGACACUAUGGACACAAAGCAAGCGUGAUGUAUUUGUUGGCUUUUUUUUGGUUAUUUUUGUUUUAAGACCCUGUCAGAUUCUGGUACCAUGACAUUCCGUGUCUGCAAGAUGACUUUUUUUUUUUCCUUUUUUUUUCUUUUUUGUUAUUUUUUAUUGUUGUUGCUAUAUUAUUUUACAUUUCUUAAAAAAAGGCACAAACUUCAAGUCAAAGGGAAAAAACAGCAAUAAUGUCAACUAACAUUUUAUUUUUUAUUGUGUAUCAGUAGUAUUCACAUGCUUUUGCUUGAAAACAAAUACUUGAAUAUGUAUUAUUAGUUUCCAGGGACGUUAUGUUAUUUCCUUUUAGUCUGAGCUGUGUCUUGCAAAAUGAGCCGCCAAGCUUUUUUUGUUCUUUAAAUACAAAUAAUGGCACUGUAUAAAGGCAUUAUUUAUUUUGUCAUAAAAUAUAUAUGAAAAAUUGUCCAAAUAAUAUACUUAGCACUGAUACGCAACUGACAGGUUUAUUUUGUACUUUCUCUUUUUUCCUCUUUUGACUUGUCAUGCAUUUUGUAGACGCUUUGUACCAAAAAUCUCCCUUUUUUUCUUUUGCCACCAAGUUAAGUCAAAUUGGGAUUUUGAAAGGAUGCAGUAGCCUGGAUUGCUUUGGCAUCUGAUGUCACAAAUUAGGCACAUACUCUUUCCCACAGAACUGUGUGUUCUUCCCAUAGUGGGGUCCCGGAAGAGGCAGGAGGGGUGAUGUUCCGGAACAGUUGGGCACACACUCAGCCCAGCCACUUUAGUAUUAAUGUUCUUAGGAUCUGACCCUUUGUGCGACCAACAAUGGAUGCAAUGUGUCUGGUGUGUUUUUGUCACCUCCAUCCUGGGUAAUGUGGUUGUCUUGACGAGCGGGCCUGUGUUACGGCCUGGUGUUCUCGCAGUACAGUAUCCUGCCCAACAGUGUUACCAAUUUUCAAGAAUUCUUGAAAUACUCCGAAAUAAAAAAAUGGCAUGCCAUUCUUUCUCCAUAAGGUUCCCCAUGUUAUAACUAUGCGUGUGUUAGUGUAUGUGUGCGUGCAUAUUUGUGUGUGUGCAUGCGUGUGUGUGUGUGUGUGUGUGUGUGUGUGUGUGCGGAUGCGUGUGGAGGGGGCAUGGUGUGGCAUUUUCUGUCCUGUCCAUGGUGAGUGUGAGCAUGCAGAAAUGUGGAGUACUCAGGAACAUGCGCGGCUCAUUGCAGACAUGUAAAGCCAGGAUGGGGCAAUACCUUCUCCUGACUCUUCUCCGAUCUGUAGCCCAUCUGAUCGGACCUGCGCCAGAGUGUUCUGACGCUUGCCACGUGAAGCGGACCUUGCUCGGUCCUGCCUGGCCAAUCGGGGACAGAGGUAAAAGGAGCAUUCACCCAAUGUUCUCAGCCUGCUCGCAUCUGCACACACCGUCUGUGUGUGUGUGUGUGUGUGUGUGUGUGUGUGUGUGUUUGUGUGUGCUGGGGCCGGCUGUUCAUGUGCCAACAGGCAUCUGCAGUCAAAUGGCAUGAAUGUCAAUGUCAAUUUGGGCCUUGUGCCCUGCUCUGCCUCUGUGUGUGACCACCUGCGUAUAAUGCUGGUAUCUGUGCACACCCGCAGAUUAACCCACUAAAGUCCAUCUCUCUUUGUAACAUCAUUUGAUUUCAGUUGUGUCACAAACCAGUGCAAUUAUUAUUAUUAUUAUUAUUAUUAUUAUUAGGGUUGUCCCGGUAACUUUUUUCAAACAACUUCACAUAUGGCUUAUCAAAUGGUGGUUUUUUUUUAUUUCAGUUGUCUUCUUUAUGCUAGGACUGCAUUUAUUAUUACAUUUUACAAACAGGCUCCUUUAGUUUUUUUUGUGAAUGGCGUAGAGGGCCGCUUGUGGUUGUUGAAUAUGAAGGGAUGGUGCUGUGCCUAUGUCAGUCCCCCUCCCAGCCUGUGGGGAUUUCAUUCAGUUUAACCUCUGCACGCUAGGACAUCCACAAAUGCACAAUCCAUGUACCUUCAUUUUUAAUAUCAAUAAAAACAGGUUAUCAUAUUUU